This is a messenger RNA of Lodderomyces pseudojiufengensis, 1728 nucleotides long. RefSeq lists its product as uncharacterized. The transcript has a single exon. The record is from RefSeq and is a predicted model, not a curated record. Bases 1 to 1728 code for a protein of 575 amino acids. Gene Ontology annotation, biological process: mRNA stabilization; mitochondrial gene expression; mitochondrial proton-transporting ATP synthase complex assembly. Gene Ontology annotation, cellular component: mitochondrion. Lineage: Eukaryota; Fungi; Ascomycota; Pichiomycetes; Serinales; Debaryomycetaceae.
AUGAAAGAGAGCAUACUUUUACAAUGUAAGAGACGACUACAUAGUUUCUGUAAAAUAAAUCCAUCAUACAAAUGUUCAGGUCCUUAUCUUCAAAGUAACUUCACCACAACUAUAAGAGCAUAUUCAUCCCCCAAAGAUAAUGAUUCAAUCCCAUGGUAUCUCCGAGAUGAGAAUACAUCUAAAGCAGAACCCAUGUAUUCAAACGAAAUCAUUGAAUUCCCCAAAAGUUCAUCCCAAGCAUUGAAAGAUUUUUCAAUAUUACUAAAGGAAAAAUAUGGUUUAAUUGAUUUUAUAAUAAUUGAUUUAUCGUUACUUCCUCUGGAUCAUCCCAAAAGUACAGAGAACCAAUCUCAUGAAAAGUAUAUAAUCGUCACAUCAGGUAAGUCAGAGAAGCACAUAUAUAAAGCAUCGUACGAUUUGAAGCAAUACAUGAAACAAAAGUUUGGAUAUACUCCACGAAUAGACGGUAUGGUAUCAAAUUCUGUUAGUGCUACAACUCGAAGACGACUAGCUAAAAGAGCUAGACAGGGACCACCGGCUACUCAUAGCACUUUUGGAAUUGGACCAAAUUCUUGGGUUAGAUGUGAGACUGGAAUUGAUGGGGCUGUCUUACAUAUUUUAAGCCCUGAAAGAAGAUCAGAGUUGAGAAUAGAGGAGAUUUAUGGAGAAGUUUAUGAUCUUGCUGAAACCAUCCCAUAUAAUAAAUAUCGUAACGAGGACAAAAAUGACAUAUUCUUUGGCUUAAGACAAGGCUUUCAUACAAGUACAAGGCAUAAUAAUAAUCUCGAAGAUUUGAAUAUCGUACCCAUCAAACCAGAUUUCCUUCUUAAAGAAGUCGAGAACAGAAAAAGUCAUCAACAGAAUAGACUGAGCAAUGAAAAUUUGGAAACUUACAACAAAAAAUUCUAUCAUUAUAAAAUUUUGACAUUUACAAAUCCCAGUGGUUAUUCCAUACAGGAUGCGGAGAAUGUUUUGUUAGAUAAACAUUCCUCUUUUCAUUUAGCUGCUGAGGAUAUUGAUUGGAACCAAGAAAUAGUUGAUGAUGUCAUCAGGUAUAUGGAAUUAUUGUUAGAUGUUCCAAGUGGAUUAAACGCAACUGAGAAAUUAUCUAAAUUAUCGAAUUUCCUUUCCAAAAUUGCUGCUUUUAAAACUGAUGAGCUUCAUUUUUUUGCUGUUGACAAAUUUCAAACUUUGCUAUGGUCCUUAACAUGUAAUGAAUACAUUCAAACGGAUGGUGCCAAAAUUGACUCAAUAAUACAAUCCAAAGGGGAAGGCAUUGAAGUUGAACACAAACCUUGUAUACAGGAUGCAAGGUCUGCUCAAAAUGUCAGGGAAUUAAUUAGGCAAAUUAAUUUUUCUCAUAGAGGUCAAGUUCCGCUUUGGUUAAGAGAGCAUAUGCUUUGUACUUAUGCGAAUUGUAAAAACUGGGUUUACUUUUGGAAGGAAUGGAAAUCAAUAAUGCAAUCUUUGGUUGAUCCAAAAGACUUUUUACAAAUGUUUACUAAGGUUGUGAUACUUUUGACUAUCAUAAACGAUAAAAUAGCUUUACGAGAUUUUUUUAACAAUUAUUGGAAUAAUCCUGAUGGACCAUCGUUUUUAACAGAACUUUCGAAAAAUGAAAAUCAAUUCAGUUCUACGAAUGAAGAGUUGGCUUUGCGGAAAGCAUCGACUGUCAUCAGAAAUAGAUACCCUACCAGUAAAUGGUCUGAACUUGUUUCAAACUUUUAA